This is a messenger RNA of Penicillium soppii, 3327 nucleotides long. RefSeq lists its product as uncharacterized. The record is from RefSeq and is a predicted model, not a curated record. Bases 1 to 3327 code for a protein of 1108 amino acids. The transcript is spliced from 2 exons. Lineage: Eukaryota; Fungi; Ascomycota; Eurotiomycetes; Eurotiales; Aspergillaceae. Gene Ontology annotation, cellular component: cytoplasm. Gene Ontology annotation, biological process: chromatin remodeling.
AUGGACAACCUCCGGCAGGAAUCAUUCAAGCAGCUUCGAGCGCCAUGUGUCGAGCUUAGCUCUGUUGGAUUACGUUUCCGAGGAAAUCAGGCUUCCGCCACCGAGGUUUACAAGGUACUUGAACCCGUGCACAACUGUUUGAAGGAACUCGCGGCGAACAACACAUUGGACGAGAAGCUGGCUGAAUACGCAUUCUUCCCACUAUCACACAUAUUUAAUGAGACCCAAAGAUUACCCGCGCGAUGCUUGGAAGCCGCCGUACAUUGUUUGCGGAUAUUGGUUGCAAAUGGAUGGCGGCAACGGCUGUCCCCGGCGAUGGGCAAGCAACUCAUAAUUUUGUUGACGCUUAUCGUGGGGGGAUCUCCGGGUAAAGCAGAAGAGAAGCAAUUGCCAAAACCUAGAGUCUCGGAGGAGCUCUGUAUCGCUGGGUUUGACUGCCUCACUGCCAUCUUCACAGCUUUGAAAGGUCCCACUGCCGAGCGAACAAUUUAUCAUGAGAUCGGCACGGCGACAGUCGUUGAUCAGACGGUAUAUAUCUUGCUUGAAGGAAUAGUCGAUGAUAGAUCUGAUGAGCUCUGUAUAUCGGCCGCCAACGCUUUGCAAGCUCUUUAUGCUCGCGUCACAGACCGCGUGGUGCUCGCCAGCAUCAUGCCCCGGACUGUAUCGGCACUGGCGAAGGUUUUGAGGCCCACGACACAAACCCGCAGAUCAUACAAGCUACUUCAGGUUUCUUUGCAGAUUCUCACAGAGCUUCUAAGAGCUGUGCUUAAUGAUCGGGUGGUUUCGGAAUCUUCCCCACCAGAGCUGGACAGCGACAAAAUGGCAUUGGACGAAUCUUGGUUGAAGGCCACUACAACACAAAUAAAGCUAGCUUUGGCCAAUGUGAUCCAGGUUCGCCGCCAUCAACGACCGGAAGUACAGUCUGCCAUCCUGGAGCUGUGUUUGAUGGUCAUCGAAGAAUGCCAGACUAGUCUUGCAGAUUCACUCCCAAUGAUGGUUGAAACUGUCGUUGUGUUGGCGGAUAAAGAGGAUGAGGGGACCAAUGAGGCAUACCAAAAUGUGACACACCUUGCCACGACGUACCCGUCGGUGCUAGAUUCGUUAAAGGAAUCGCUACAUACAUGGCUCACCUCCUUCCCUCGAAUCAUGCAAGGCAACGACGAAACAGCCAAGCAAUGGGGGCUCCGUCAAAUUUCGACUGUCUUUCAGGUCUUGUCUCAGGUUCAAUCUGGGUCAGAUCUUCUGACCACUAGCCUGGCAUCUGGACUGUGUGAUAGUGUCGGGGCCGUGGUCAAGCAAAGUACCAACGCUCUCCAGCCACUUGCUUCGAUGGACGCAAAUAUCAAUUGGGAGGUGCUCAACAUAGACGGUCGAUCUAAAUCCUUCCCACCAAUCAUCCUUGAACACCAAAGCCAACAGCAGACUCUCAGAGAUCUCCGAUCAAUGAUCACAAGAUUAAAUUUAUCUGAGUCUGGAAAUGAGAUAACUCGCUCAAUUGUCAAUCGCAUGCACACAAUCUCAAGCGAUUCUGCAAUUGCGCCCUUCUGGCUAGCUAUGACUUUCUUGCGGGAUAGCACAACAGCCACGGCUAGCUUCGACGAUUUCAUUUCUCUAGAUGAAGUUGAAGGGUCCAUUUCAUCUGCUCGCGGCGGAAUGAUUGAAGAGCUGUACUACAUCUCGUUGAAUAUUUUGAACGAGCUGCCAUCAGAUGGCUCAGGUGACUGGCGUACAUUAGCACUUGCAUUGGAGUCUGUAGCCUUGCAAGCUCACCAACAGGGAGAAGCUUUCCGACCUGAGCUUAUGGACGCCCUUUAUCCAACUUUGCAGCUACUGGCGUCGCAAAAUCCCAACCUUCAGCGCCAUGCCAUGACCUGCCUCAAUAUCUUGACCAGCGCAUGUAACUACACAGACACCAGCUCUAUGAUUAUAGAAAACGUGGACUACCUUGUGAACUCGGUGUCUUUGAAGCUCAAUACCUUCGACGUAUCACCAUAUCCCCCACAGGUCCUCUUCAUGAUGGUCAAGCUUUGUGGUGCGCGCUUGAUCCCAUAUCUGGAUGAUCUAGUUGACUCGAUCUUUGGUAUCUUGGACCUAUACCACGGCUACCCCAAGCUGGUGGAGACGAUGUUCAAGACCCUCGCCGCAGUUGUGGAAGAGGGUGCCAAAAAACCAUCACUGCUUACAAUCGACGAUGGCAAACACCACUCCCACGAUACCCGCAAAUCGCAAUACCAACACCUCUCUAUCUCAAGCAUAGCGGCCGACAUCGCCAACCGCAAAGCCAAGCGCAUCCAACACGACUCAGAAGACCAAGUAAUCUCCCACCCAAAGAAACCAUGGUCCGAAACCUACGAAAAACCACCCCCAGAGCCCUCAAUCGAAGAACUCCUCAAUCAAGUCGACUCCGACGAACCCCCUCCCCCUCCAAAAGAACCAGAAGACACCGAAAAACCACUCAGCAAAACCCACAUUCUCCUCCUCCACAUCGUCAAGUCAAUCCCCUCCCACCUAAGCUCCCCAUCACCCUACCUCCGCCGGUCCCUCCUCUCAAUCCUAAUCGACAUCCUUCCCGCCCUCUCCAAAAACGAAACCACUUUCCUACCCCUAAUCAACGACCUCUGGCCAACAGUCGCCAGCCGCAUCAUCUUCCCCUCUUCCCAACCAACCAAGCUCUCAACAAACCUCUCCAACCAAGAAGACCCCCAACCAGACCACCAAGAAGAAACCUUCGUCACAGUAACCGCCAUCUCCGCAAUCGAAAGCAUGUGCAAAGGCGCCGGCGAUUUCAUGUCCACACGCAUCGAAGCUGACUUCCCGCGCUGGGAAAGACUGUACCGGCGCGUGUGGGGGAAAGUGCGACAAGACGCGGAAGCCGCGAACAAGCGGCGCGCGCGCUCCGCGCCGCUACUGCAGGACGAGCCAGAAUUAAGGCUGCAGAUGGCUGUUUCGUCGUCGUUGGCAUUGGCGCCUUCGACGCCGGGCUCGAAAUUCUUCACGUCGCAUCAUCGGCUGUGGCGGGCUUUAGUAUCGUUGUUCAUGACGGUUUUGGAGCACGUGCGGCUGCCUUUUGAGAUUGGGGAUCGGAUUUGUGAGGUGCUUUGUGAUUGGGUUGUUUUGUUUGUUGGGCCUGAGUAUUAUUUCUUGCCUGGGAGGGUGGCGGCUUUGGGGGGCGUUGGGGGUGAGGUUGAGGAUGCUAUUCGGGCUAUGGAGGGAUGGAAUGGGGAUUUGACGUGGUUUGUUUUUAUGAGGCAUCGUGUUGGAGUAGGUGCUGGGAAGUGUGGUGAUGUGAAGGGUGAAGAGUUUAGACUUGCCGAAGUGGUGUUUUAG